Molecule: messenger RNA, 823 nt
Organism: Heterobasidion irregulare TC 32-1
Lineage: Eukaryota; Fungi; Basidiomycota; Agaricomycetes; Russulales; Bondarzewiaceae
Exons: 2
Coding region: 372-587 (71 amino acids)
Source: RefSeq, a predicted model, not a curated record
GUGUGAAAAGUGGGAUGCGAGACGGAUGCGGGGACAAGGCAGACAGAGGAGCAGGGUGCAAUGUUGAGAUGAAGGGAAGGAUGUAACGGAGAAAUCGAGAUACCGCGCCUGAUCGGAGAUGUACUGCUGGUCGCGGCUGAUGAAUUUCACUCGAGAGUGGGGUGGGUGCACACUGAAUGCGGAAUCUGGUGUGGAGUGCGAUAGGAACAGACUUCAACUUCGGUCUUCGAUUGUAGACGAACCUGUUGUCCCUAAGGAUGCUUAGUCCCAGGUUGAAACAACACUCCACCAGGGUGCAUUUCAGAAUCAAGUUUGUCUUCCCGUCAGUCUAGACCCAUGACGCAAAAAUGAUAGAAAGGGGUCCAUGCCACAUGACGCCAAACAAGGCUCGCUCCCACGGCUUUCGGCAAAACGAUAUAUGGAGGAAGUUUCGCCCCGAACCUGUUUAUGCAUUCAAGGCGCAACGCGAUGCUUAUAGCCACAGACACGAGAUCAGCCCGGCCUAUAUAUGGGCUGAUGAGGUACCAACGCGGCGCCAGCGUGUAUGUGCGUGUCGCCCCAGAUGCUACAGUCAAUCGACCAAUUAACUCGGGCGAGUGAGCCGAGUAUAUUGUGCGCCAAGCCUCAGGCGAGUAAUGAGUGGGAGUGAACGCGGAGGAUCAUUCGUGGGAUCGUAGCCUAGAAUGCGGUUGGCGCUCUGAAUGAGUGGAUCCGUGAGGCCCUGAAUUAAUAAUCCCUUGAGUAGCAAUCUCUGUGAGUUCAGAUCAUCUCGUAUUUUGCAUGAGAUACUUCGCUGCUGUGUAUCUGGGGCAGCGCAUUGGAG